AUGCCACCAUCAAUUGGUGUUAAUUUACGCGUUACUGGCCACUGUAGUCAAGGCGGGAGAAAGUACAUGGAAGAUUUGUUUUCCGUUGCCUAUCAACAAACGGAAGACGAACGGGAUUUGGAGUAUGCUUUUUUUGGAAUAUAUGAUGGUCAUGGCGGGAGUGAAGCAGCAGCUUUUGCUAAAGAGCAUUUAAUGGAUUCUAUUGUUAAACAACGACAGUUCUGGUCGGAUAAUGAUGAGGACGUUCUGAAAGCUAUUCGAAAUGGUUACAUGUUGACCCACUUGAACAUGUGGAAAGAAUUAGAAAAAUGGCCCAAAACUGUAACAGGGUUACCAAGCACUGCAGGUACCACGGCCAGUGUGGCUUUCAUUCGUCGUGGCAAAAUAUAUAUUGGACAUGUAGGUGACUCUGCCAUUGUCUUAGGAUAUCAAAAAGAUGGAUGUGAAGAAUGGGGUGCAAAACCAUUGACCUCAGAUCACAAACCAGAAUCAACUACUGAAAUUGAAAGGAUUCAAAGAUGUGGUGGCAAAGUUAUUACAAAAGCGGGUGUACCACGGGUUGUUUGGAACAGGCCUCGUGUUGGCCACAAGGGACCAAUUAAAAAGAAUACUCCAAUGGAUGAAAUACCGUUUUUAGCUGUAGCAAGGUCUUUAGGUGAUCUUUGGAGCUAUAAUCCUCAAAAUGAUGAGUUUGUAGUGAGUCCUGAUCCAGAUGUUGGAGUGUUAAAUAUUGACCCAUCUAAGUUUAGGUGUUUAAUUUUUGGCACUGAUGGCCUAUGGAAUAUGAUAUCGCCAGAGGGAGCAGUAAGUUUAGUUCAAGCAACGGAACGCCAUAAUGAAGCUGGAUUAGUGGGAAGCAAUGGAAGUCAACCACGAGAUUGGCUUAAUCCUUCAAAGAGUCUAGUUGACCAUGCUCUAGAGAGAUGGUCGAAUACUCGCAUGAGAGCAGACAACACGUCGGUGGUGACAUUGAUGCUGGACCCUCCUGGGCCGCCGCGUGCCACGGUGCUACGCUCGCGUGGAGCCCCCCUACCACACUCCACCCUGCCUGCCCCCACCAACACCCCCGCAUCAGACCCCGCACCCGUUCCUACGCCUGCCCCUGCUGCGUCUGUCACCACCGCCUCACCCGUGCACAGACCGGAACCCACUAAGCCCGACGCCGUCGAAUCCGAUACGCGACAGGUACCGCAGAAUGGACUUACGAUCAUGACCAGAUACUCCGACGUAGACAGACCUGCCCCGUCACCGGAGACCUCCGAGAGAACUCCUCUGCCCCCGUGCGCCACGCUGGACGGCCGGUUCUCAACGACGGCAAGAGAGGAACACCGGCGCGAAGAAGACGAGGAUAGCGCGAUCACCAACUACGGCAACCCGUCCGAGUCGUAUUUCAUGGCGCGCUUAUUGAACCGGACUAGAGUCGUGAACACGCUGUCGGAGGUGUAUGAGGAAAUCGCGAGCGGAAGAACACGCGAGAGCUCUGAGAAGGGAUUGCCUACCACGGCGGUGUUAGAAGGUGGGGGGGACGCGGGGGAUGAUAUCACGCGUCCGCUCGAGCCCGAGCGAGUUACGGACGCUGGAGACGUGCUGCCCGUAGUUGACGAGCGGCGGGAGCGAGAUGGCAGCAUCCAGAUCAACGAGGUGUCGUCCAGCUCGCCGAGUGAAGCACCGCGGCCGCGCGGGCGCAGAUCAAAGGCGGAGAGACGCGAGGUCGCACCGCACGAUCGCGUGCUGCGCUCGCACCACGAGCACGACACUCGCCCGCACACGAGACAAGCGAGCAUCCGCGCACCCCCUCCCCUUCCCACGCUGGAUCGCGUCGUUAUACUGACACGCCGCGCUCCGCAGGUUGCGACUACACCCUCUCCCGCCCCAAGCCAGCCGGUUGCGUGCGAGAGUAGACGAGCGACUCGUUCGCAGGUGGGGGGGGCGUCGCGCGCGGGAAACUGUGCGCGCGCCCCGGGGCCGGCGCGGCGGGCCCCGGCGGCGCACUGCAAGGAGAACCUGUGCGGGGGGGGAGCGGGGGGCGCGCGGGGCGGGGCGCGCUCGCGCCGCACCUCCCGCGCUGGCGCCGCCGUCCCCUCAGGGCGCGCGGCCACGCACGCCGCGCCGCGUUGA
Messenger RNA from Parnassius apollo (apollo), 2118 nucleotides. The record is from the annotation of a GenBank genome assembly. NCBI's taxonomy places the organism in Eukaryota, Metazoa, Arthropoda, Insecta, Lepidoptera, Papilionidae.